This is a messenger RNA of Blepharisma stoltei, 1417 nucleotides long. The record is from the annotation of a GenBank genome assembly. NCBI's taxonomy places the organism in Eukaryota, Ciliophora, Heterotrichea, Heterotrichida, Blepharismidae.
AUGUCAAUCAUCAUUUCCACCCCAGGCCAAAUAGCAGGUGCUCCUACAAAUCGAUCUACCGCAAAGCAGCAGUGGUCUUUCUCAAAGGCUGCCCGAUUUUCAGCCUUAAAACCUACCGAGUAAGCUUUACCCAGGGCUCAUUUUUAUUCAAUUCCUCCAGCUUUUGACAAAAGAUCAGCAUCAAUCGGCUACGGCACAAAAUCUGAUUUUACCAAAGAAGAGAGGACAAAUUAAAAUAAUAACCUGUAGUCUUCCAGGUUUUAUGCUUCCGCAUGCUUCGAUCAACUCCAAUCUGCUUGCCGAGCGGAAAUUCAGCUGCUAUUUGGAACAGGGUCUUCUGUAGAAGCAGGGUUACACUGUGAUCCCCAAGAGUGUCGACGUGUUGGGGAGAAGCCCUGCCAGUAUCCAUCAGGCGCUAUGGAUGUAUAACCUCCUUACGGCUAGUUUUAGAGAGGUAACACCCAGGAAAAAGGAACCAUGUUUUUUUGAACUGUAAUGGAAAAAGCUGAGCCCAAAAGCCAUCGAUCAUUGAGUUGCCACAAAUUUGCUCCCAAGGCCAUCCACCUACAAAAUCCCACCAUCCGAUGAUUAAUAUUAAUUUUAAAGGAUCCAAGUCUUGGCUAAGCUAUAAGGGACUUUUGCGACCAGAGUGGAGCAUUGUCACCAAAUAUACAUUUAUUCUCCACUCCAUAUUAAUUAUAAAAGAGGACAAGGAAACCCAGACCCAAGCGCUUAUAAUUUACCAAGCGACUUUGACAACAAAAAGCCUUUUGGUUUAGCCUACUCGUUUGGUAUUUCUCGUGAAGCCUGUGAAAAAAGGUAUGUAGAAGGCCACUUUAAAGCAGACCCUUCAGUUCCUGGUCCAGGAACUUACCCGAUUACUUCAAAGAUAGGACAGGAAGGAAGGAAAUUCACAUUCAGGCCUCGCACAUCAAUUCUAGGUAACUGCUAAGCAGAUGAAAUGUUUAACAGCCGAAAAAGUCCUGGCCCAGGUGCUUAUGACCCUAAAAGUGAGGUUGAAAAAGGCAGAUACACUUUAAGCACUUUUAAAAAUGCAGGAAUUACGACUUUUUCGCCACUGUCAUCGCCAAGGUUUCCGAAGGAUCAAAAAAAUGGACUGCCUGGUCCUGGUGCUUACUAUAAUAGUGAGGAUUUCUUAAAGUCUGGGUAUUAUUUGUCGAAAUUUCAGUCUCCAGGGAACAGAGCUUUCCCGAUCUCUAAUAGAGAUUCGUCUCCAACCUCAGGGUUUUGGGACACUCCAGGACCUGGGAGCUAUAGGCUUCCAAGUGAAUUUGGGUAUUAUGAAAGCAAAAAUAAAGCGCUAGAUAAGAGACCAAAUACUCAGUCUAUGCCAAAUUUGAAAUCUCAAAGGACACCUGCAUCAAGUCAGAAGCCAAAGCCUGUUACAAGGAAUUAA